Messenger RNA from Acanthamoeba castellanii str. Neff, 576 nucleotides. Its product is annotated as Osmotically inducible protein C, putative. The record is from RefSeq and is a predicted model, not a curated record. Lineage: Eukaryota; Discosea; Longamoebia; Acanthamoebidae. The transcript is spliced from 6 exons. Bases 1 to 576 code for a protein of 191 amino acids.
AUGAGAAAGAUGAUGGGGAGCGCGAGGCGCGUUGGCACACUGGAGCGUCACCUGCGGCCGAGCACAACUCUUGCACCCUCUGCCCAUCUCCUCAGCCGGGGCUAUGCAGCUGCGACGGGAGGGGCCUCGCAGCCCAUGUGGAAGAAAGUGCGCAUCACUGCUGCUGGUACCGGCAUGCGCACUGUCGCCAAGGAAGAAGGUGAAGGCCACGAGGUGGUGAUGGACGAGCCCCAGAAGAUGGGCGGAACCGACACCGGUGCCACUCCCCUCCACACCCUCUUGGCUUCGCUUGCCGGCUGCGAGCACGCGACUGCGAUGCUCCUGGCCCGCCAAAUGAAGAUCAAGCUUGAUAGCAUCACCUUUGAUAUCGAGGGCGACUACGACGUUCGCGGAUUCCGCGGCGUUGAGGGUGUGCCUGCGCGGUACCAGACCGUGCGGGUCAAGGCGCUGGUCAAGACCGACGCCCCGCAGGAGAAGGUGGACGAGCUGGCCCACUUGGUCCACAAGAAGUGUCCCGUGGCAGCUCUGUUCCACGAUGCUGGUGUGCAGAUGGAUGUCUCCUGGACCAAAGUGUGA